GCGGUGACUAAAGAAGGCUGGCAAAGAUAAAGAAGGUUGGCAUUCCGGUCGGCACGCGGUUUCUUCUAAUUGUAGGAGGAAGAAGAAAGCAAGGAUUUGGCAGCCAUCUUCCUCUUCCGCCGCCACACCCCACUAGUGGAAGACCAUGAAGAAGGGACAGCCAGUAAAGAAGCCGGAAGAGAAAUCAAAAGAAGAGACACCUGAGGAAGAGACCGUUGAAGAACAGACUGAAGCUCCCGAGGAAGAGGAAAACGAAGGCGAUGAAGAGGAACGCACUGGUGGCCAUGAAAAGUCUAGCAGGAGAACAAGCGGCAGUAAAAGCCACGACUCGCCGGAGAAGUCAGUGUCCCGGUCCAGAAAGGGUAGCAAGAAGUCCAUUGUCUCUGCCGACGCUGGUGACCACAGAACAGGCUUAUCCACUGAGAAGGAAGAUGCUACAGGCAGCUCCGGCAAGCACCGCGCUCGCAGUUCAAUCACGUCAAAAGAGAGCAAGCACGCCAAAGGGGAAGGACAUGAAGAAACGGAAGCAGAAGCCACGGAGCAUCCGGAAGAAGAGACCGAAGGACAGCAGCCGGAAGAAAACGAAGAGACCGGUGCCACGACUACGAAGGGCAGUGCCGUGAAGGAGACUUCUAGAGGGAGUCGCAAGGGCAGUCGCAAGGGAAGCAGCAGAGCCACACAGGAAGGCACUACCAAAGUCUCUGGAGAAGACACAGCCGGGGAGAUGGGCUCUAAGCAGGGUAGCGAGGGAUCCACCAAGGAGAGUGCCGCGGCAACGGAGGCACCUGCAAGCGGGGAACAGACUGCAGCUGAGGAAAGUGGGGAGAACGAAGAAGGCACCGGACAGGGAAGCCGAAAGACUCGUACCGGAUCGACUCAUGAGAGCGGGCAAGGUAGCACGGAAUACCCAGAGUCGGCUUCUGGGGCUGGCAAAGGGACGUCCGAUGAAAAGGCAAUUUCUACGCCUCCGUCAAUAUCCCUUGACCGGCCAGAAAAGAAGCUACCACCAGCCGCAGAACCACCCAAGAGAUCCUUCUUCGAUUUCUUCCGAAGGAAGCCUGCCGCUGAAACAGCAGCCGCAGCACCUUUAGAAUCUGCAAAGCCCAUGAACGACGCUUCCGUAGUACCCACUGAUGCCACGAAGGCCACGGCGGAAGCUCCGCAGCCACCUCAAAGGAUUGGCCUGAGGUGGCCUUUCUUUCCCAAGCCAGCGUCUGGUGCAUCAACGCCCUCGAAACCACCGCCAUCCCAGCAGCCACCCAGUGCCCCUCCUGCCACUGAACCCAAGCCUUCAUUUUUUUCCCGCUACUUUGCCUCCGCCGGAAAGCCGACGCCAGCUCCUGUGGCACCACCUGGAAAGCCACUGCCUCCAGUUGUUCCCCUUCCAGUAAGCGCGGCGAACCUUGCGCCGACUUCUGCGUGGCGGAAGGAUGCGGCUGGCAGCAUCGUCAAGCCAGGGGAGGAGCCAGAACUCGACAUCCCCGAGGACCUGGGAUCCACGCCCGCCUUGCGAGUGGCACGCCUCGAAAAGAAAACUGACAGCGACGCAGCGCAGUCAGACGCAAGCGGAACUCCUCGCAAGGAUUCAGUGGCCAGCGGAGCAGAGAGCGACAGUGAAGGUGCGGCUGGACAAGGUGGCAAUGGCCAAUCUCAGAAGCCUUUCGAAGAAAUCGUCAAGGAAGAAAUGUUGAAUGUCACAGAUGAACCGAAGACGUCGGUCUUGAUACCGGGUCCCCCUCUGUCUGAGGCGCCCCGCCGGCACAUACCCACCCUGGAGGAGCGCAUGGAACGCCGCCUGGCCGGAAUGAAAGCAGCGCUCAGAGUCUACACCGUGUUAUGCUUUGUCGUGCUCGUCAUUGGCAUGGCCAUCAUGGUUGCCUGCGCCUUCAAGUUUUUCGGCUGCUUCAAUCCCUCGCUGUUUCCAACAAUGAACAAAAUACUAGAGAACACUACUUGCUACACGAACGACUGCAAAGAAUUUGUGAACGUGUUCACAGAGUCGAUGACAGACUCGAUACUCCCGUGCGAGGACUUUUACGAGCACGUGUGUGGCGGCUGGCUGCGCCGCAACAAGGUUCCUCGCCACCGCUACUUGACCAGCACCAGGCUCGAGGCGCAGUGGGCCGUCGAGGGGAGCAUCAUAGAAAGCUUGAACUCCACUCCUGUCUCGUACACCGAUCAGCACGCCGUUCAAAAGGCCAUCGCACUUUACAUCGGCUGCACGAGUAUGGGCUUGCGCAACACGAAGGGCACAAAACCCCUUGAGAAUCUCCUGGACAAAUAUGGCAUCCCCCGGUGGCCCAUCCUGCAUGAGCAAUUCCAGUUGGAUGUGAUGCGCGCGCUGGCUGACAUGAUCCGGGACCUAGGACUGAGCGCCAUCGUGUCCGUUCGCGUCGCCCCCGAUAGUCACGACACUCGCAAGCACAUCGUCUACCUGGGCCAGCCAGAGUUCGCCGUUGAGCGGAGCGUGCUGCGUUCCCCGUUCGGGUCUCCCUACUUCCGUAUCCGGCACCGCUACAAGUUGUUCAUCUUCCGCUCAGCUCAGAUCAUGGGCUCCACAGUGGCUGCCGCGGAGCUCGUGGUCAAUGACAUCGUCCAGUUCGAGGGAAAGCUUGCCGCGAUAUCCGAGGAGCCCGAAGAUUUGCCGAAUCCUAAGAAGUCGUUUCACCUUAUAUCCUUGGAAUCACUUGAGACCGCCAUUCCAAAUAUGAGGUGGACGAACUUCCUGAACACGAUCCUGCGUGACGCCCAGGUGACCUUGGAGAAGAGCGACCGCAUCAUCCUCUCGAACAGGCAGUACCUGCUGCGCCUUCGAAAUAUCCUCGCUGAAGAGAAGGCCUACGUGGUGGCCAACUACCUGGCAUGGAGGGUGGUGGAGCUCAUGGGUCCGCUCACGAAUGAGCGCAUGCGCCGUUGUCGGUUCCGCUUCGACCGGUACCGGUACUCGCAGUUCGAGGUGCCCCCGCUGUCGCGCGAAUGCUACGAACACACGGCACGCUACAUGAAGUUCGCCGUGGCCAAGAUUCUCUACGAUCAGGUGCCUGAGAGAACACUCGAGCGCCAUACGAAGGUUCAACUCGUAGCAGAGGAAAUAAAGGACGCAUUUGCCGUGUGGCUCGACCUUACAACCUGGAUGACUGACAGCAACAAGAAGCUGGCUGCUUUCAAGUUACGGGAUGUCCAAGUGAAUCCGGGGUCUCCGCACUGGGUGAUGUCAGAAAGCGAUCUUGACGACUACUACCGCAGGAUACCUAAUCUUAAGAGAGAGGAAUUUUUCGCCGCAUCUCUGGCCGUUAUGAAAGAGAAAGUACUGAACGACUUCUUUAAGCUCAGGCGGCAUGGUCAUGCACCAGACUUCGGGUGGGUCGAGUCGCAGCCUCAAGCCGAUCCCAUAUUUCAAUACCUCGGAAAUUAUAUGCUGCUCCCCGAAGGAGUCAUACACAAGCCUUUCUUUUGGGUCGAGACAAGCCCGUCAAUCAAUUUCGGUGCUUUGGGCAGCAUUAUCGCCUACUAUUUAACGCUUGGAUUCGGCGCUUAUGGCUCCAUGUACAACCACAAAGGAGUCCUGGAUGACUGGUGGAGUGGCAUGACGCGCCGUCAGUACGGCGCGGAAUCGGUUUGCUUCAAGAAACAAGUAGAAUGGUUCACCAACCCUUUCACCGGUGAAGAGAUAAAUGGUACUGUCAACCAAGACGAACUCGUGGCCGACAAUGCCGCCAUUAAAGAAGCAUUCAAGGCCUACAGGGUAUACAUGACAAAGUACGAAGAGUAUUACAAGAUGGUUCUGAUUCCUGGUUUGGAAACGUACAACCAAGAUCAGAUAUUUUUCUUCGCAUAUGCUAUGACUAUGUGCGAGAAGAUAAGAGGCCGUGCCUUCUACUAUGACCUGCACCCAAAGAAGCUCGUGCCGAACCACCACAGGACGAAUCUUGCAUUGAUGAAUUUCGACAGAUUUGCAGUCGCCUUCGACUGUCCUCUGGGAUCACCGAUGAAUCCUGAGCUGAAAUGCGACGUGUACUGAGCGUAUUUCAAUUGAAACCAACCUUGGAGUUAAUUUGAGAAUAAAUACAGUAGAUUAUUUUUCAGUCGUUA
Molecule: messenger RNA, 4092 nt
Organism: Dermacentor albipictus
Lineage: Eukaryota; Metazoa; Arthropoda; Arachnida; Ixodida; Ixodidae
Product: neprilysin-1-like
Biological process (GO): protein processing
Cellular component (GO): plasma membrane
Molecular function (GO): metalloendopeptidase activity
Source: RefSeq, a predicted model, not a curated record